AUCAGAAGGGAAUAUUGGAGGGUGUGUGGAAAGCAGCGGAAAGUGUUCAGAGUGGGGAGCUUCAGAGUUGUCCAUGCGAGGGAUUGUCAGUUUCACAGACGCCACAAGAUAUUAGAUACACCAGCAUAAACCGAGGUAAUUUGAAUGUUGAAAGUAUACCCCGAUAUCAAAUGAAUCACUGGCGACGAUCAGUAGGAGAGCUGCAAGCCAGGCGGCGGCAGGUGACCGAGUGUGAGCAGGCGCUGGCAGCCCUGAGCAAAGUGACUGCCUGCUUCCAGCAAAUGGCCUCCUCCUUGGGGAGUAAUACGGACGGCAGUGGCCUCAGGGAAGAACUGGCAGAAAUCAGAGCGAUGGCUCACCGGAUCUACACGGGGUUGCAUAGAAGACUCAUAGCACUGCUGACAGAAACGGAGCAGGCCCAGGAGGACAGAGAGCAGGUGGAGCGCCUUUGGGUACUGUUCCUGUCUGGCCUAGAGACCUUUCAGAAGGACCUCCGCAAAACAAGCUCCUUGCAAGAGCUGUUCCCACUUACUCAGCGUCGCGACCGUAGCGCCCUGGUAAAGACAGGCUACUCUGGGGAAUCUGAGGUUGCGGCUCGCGCCGCUACGGUCCAGACACCCUGGGUGUGUGUAGAGGAUGAACCAUGCCCCGACCUGCAGACACAAAUCUCAAGGAUGGACUCUCUGCUGCAGGAGAUGCUGCAGAGGGUCAAUGUGCCCGUGUGGACAGUGGAGGCCACACAGAAGGCCUGGGUGGAGGUUGAGAAGGAAGAGCAAGAUGAGGAUGAAACGCUAGAGGACUUGAUGCAGGUAGAGGUGGUAUCACAAGACAGCGUUACAGGCUGCUGCCACCAUUUAAACUGCAGGUUAAGCUGCCUACUCUGUUUACUUAGUUAA
Alosa sapidissima (American shad) is the source of this 896-nucleotide messenger RNA. RefSeq names its product regulator of G-protein signaling 9-binding protein. Gene Ontology annotation, biological process: G protein-coupled receptor signaling pathway. The transcript is spliced from 3 exons. Gene Ontology annotation, cellular component: neuron projection. Lineage: Eukaryota; Metazoa; Chordata; Actinopteri; Clupeiformes; Clupeidae. The record is from RefSeq and is a predicted model, not a curated record. Bases 171 to 896 code for a protein of 241 amino acids.